AUGGUUUCCUCUCUCAUUGAUCCGACCACUAGAUGGUGGAAAGCAGAAGUUCUUCGUGCCACUUUUCUUCCAUUUGAGGUGGAUACCAUUCUAAGGAUUCCGCUAAGUUAUAAUUUGCCGGAAGAUAAGCUUAUAUGGAUUGGAAAUAGGAAAGGUGAAUUUUUGGUGAAAAGUGCUUAUCAUGUUGCCCAUAGCAUAGUUGAUGCUUCUGAAGAGGGUGAAAGCUCUUCUGGGGAUCCUUAUAGACAGCUUUGGUGGAAUUUAUGGCAUCUAAACCUCUUGGCAAAAAUUAAAAUUUUUGCCUGGAGGGCUUGUGUCAAUGGUUUGCCCACCUGUGCUAAUAUAAGCAAAAGAAGGAUCAAUUGUAGUACUGCUUGCCCCAUUUGUGGUUUGGAACCUGAGGAUAUAAAUCAUGCUCUCCUCCAUUGUGAGGCGGCCUCCCUAGUAUGGAGCUUAUGGCUAGAUUAUCCCAGACCUCCUCAAGGUCACCAUUGGUCAUUCUUAGACAUGGCCUUACAUUUAAACCAUUCUAAUGCCCCACAAGCCCUGGACUUCUUUUUUGUACUAUCAUGGGCCAUUUGGUCAAAGAGAAACAAAUUAGUGCAUAAUGAUUCUCCACUUUCUGCACCUCAGGUUUGGACUUUGGCAAACAGUUCCUUGGAGGACUUCAAAAAUGUUGCUGCUUCCUUAGACAUCCUUCCCCCAAGGCAUUCUCAAAACAGAUGGGAGGCUCCUCCUCAAGAUGUUUUCAAAGUUAAUGUUGAUGGGGCUACAUAUUACAAGGAAUUCAGCUUGUGUGUGAUUCCUUUGAGUUUUGCAUUUUUAAGCAUGUAA
Quercus robur (English oak) is the source of this 834-nucleotide messenger RNA. RefSeq lists its product as uncharacterized. The transcript has a single exon. The record is from RefSeq and is a predicted model, not a curated record. NCBI's taxonomy places the organism in Eukaryota, Viridiplantae, Streptophyta, Magnoliopsida, Fagales, Fagaceae. Bases 1 to 834 code for a protein of 277 amino acids.